Messenger RNA from Eruca vesicaria subsp. sativa (arugula), 729 nucleotides. NCBI's taxonomy places the organism in Eukaryota, Viridiplantae, Streptophyta, Magnoliopsida, Brassicales, Brassicaceae. The record is from the annotation of a GenBank genome assembly.
AUGAUGAUGAUGGCCACUCACUCUCUCAAUCUGCUUCCCACUCCACUUAGACCAAAUCUCCUCAGAUUCGAUUCAUCCUCAAAAAACCUGACGACUUGUGUAGGAAUAAGGUCCACAACCCCUCGGAAGAGGCAAAAUCUGAGCAUCAGAUCCGUAUUCACGGGAAUCGUGGAAGAAAUGGGUCAAGUGAAGGACCUUGGAUUAGCUGCCCACGGCGGAUUCGACCUCAAAAUCGGCGCCAAAGUGGUGCUCGAGGACGUGAAGCUCGGCGACAGCAUCGCCGUCAACGGAACCUGCCUAACCGUCACGGAGUUCGACUCCGAGGAGUUCACCGUCGGGUUAGCACCGGAGACCCUGCGAAAGACUUCGCUGGAGGAGCUGGAGAGAGGAUCUCCGGUGAAUCUGGAGCGUGCGCUGCAGCCGGUUGAGGGGGAUUCGCUGUGGGUGAAGGUGAAGGCGGGUGAGGGUUUGUUGAAAUACAUUGUCCCCAAGGGGUUUGUGGCUGUGGAUGGGACGAGUUUGACGGUUGUGGAUGUGUUUGAUGAUGAGAGCUGCUUUAAUUUCAUGCUCGUUGCGUAUACGCAGCAGAAGGUGGUGAUUCCCACUAAGAAAGUUGGACAGAAAGUGAAUUUGGAGGUUGAUAUCAUGGGAAAAUAUGUUGAGAGGCUUCUCACAACUGCCGGCUUUUCCGUGAACACGCCACAGCUGGAGAAGCGUGUUCUUGUGUAA